Molecule: messenger RNA, 762 nt
Organism: Pseudoliparis swirei
Lineage: Eukaryota; Metazoa; Chordata; Actinopteri; Perciformes; Liparidae
Exons: 5
Coding region: 1-687 (228 amino acids)
Biological process (GO): cobalamin transport
Molecular function (GO): cobalamin binding
Source: RefSeq, a predicted model, not a curated record
AUGCGUGUCGUUGGCAUCGGUGGUUCAUCAGACGGUAAGCACGAAAUAUUCAUUUUCACGACGCAUCUCCAACCAAACGACUCGACGACGGAAUCGGCCGGCGGCUUCAGGAGCUCCGAUCGCCUUCUGAUCGUGCUCUCAUGUCGGCUGGUCGGAUCCGAGGUUCGCUCCGCGGGACCGGGCGCGGGGCUGAACCUCGUUUCAUUCGAGUGUCAAAUGAAGACUUCCACGGACUGCAGCUCCGGACCUGACGCCUCGCUGCCGCCCUCGCUGUGGCCGGCGGCGGCACCUGUCACUGUGCUUGAGCGGCUGUGCCGUCUCCUCUCCUCUCCUCUCCUCUCCUCAGCGGUGGAACCGGUUCCCUUCGACGUGGUGGUGGAGAACCUGCUGCUGCAGACCAAGCCGCUGACCUUCAGCACGCAUGUGGAGUCCAGAGGGAUCCUGCUGGGCGGCCUGAAGAGACUCAGGGCCUCCAACGCUGGCUUCACGUUCCAGUUCUCAGAUGAUGAGAACUACGGGCCGUACCUGUUGAGUGUGAACGACGUGUCCAGCAGCGAAGUGGACCGGACCUACUGGGAGCUGCUGGUCCAGACUCUGGGCGGCGAGCCCACCAGACCGGCCGUCGGUAUCGGAUGCUACAUCCCGACCGCAGGUGAGAGGAUCAUCCUGAGGUUCACCAAGUGGUGACUCCGCCUCCAGAGGUGAAGACGUCAACGUGAAGAACAGAACUCUGACGUCUCUGAAUAAAACACUUCCACGGGC